Rhinichthys klamathensis goyatoka is the source of this 2073-nucleotide messenger RNA. It is a transcript of the gene ubap1lb, whose product is annotated as ubiquitin associated protein 1-like b. The record is from RefSeq and is a predicted model, not a curated record. Bases 503 to 1654 code for a protein of 383 amino acids. The transcript is spliced from 6 exons. NCBI's taxonomy places the organism in Eukaryota, Metazoa, Chordata, Actinopteri, Cypriniformes, Leuciscidae. Gene Ontology annotation, molecular function: ubiquitin binding. Gene Ontology annotation, biological process: ubiquitin-dependent protein catabolic process via the multivesicular body sorting pathway. Gene Ontology annotation, cellular component: ESCRT I complex.
GCAACUAUAAUUAUUUAUUUUGGGGCGAUAUAUGAACUGGUUAUUUACUGAGAUUCAUCCAUUUAUUUGGAGGAUGAUCCGUCUAUUAGUAGUCCUUCAAAACACGUCACAUGUUGACUUCUGUGAAAAAGCCAAAAGACUGAUUACAUCACAGUGAUUUUCUGUGAUCUGCUUAAUACAGCCAUGUUCAUUGUGUUUAUAAAUGAAAACGCAUCUAGAUAUGUUCAGAUACAUUACUUGUGUGUAAUAUUUCACAUGACAAAAUAAUAGUUUACUUGUCAAGAGUAAAAUAAAGUGUUUCCAUGAUGGUUUUCUAAAUGCGGAUGCUUCAGGUAGACUUCCUGUAGGUGUGAGCGGCUCAGGUUAACAGCCAAUGUCAGUGUGUUUUGUCAUUGGAUUAGUGGAGCAGAGGUAGUCAACACACAUGUCUACAGAGUGACGAUAACACUGUCCUCAUCACACAACUGACACGAGACACGCACGGGAGACAGAUAGGUGUGAAAUGUCCUGUCUGGAUGAGGUGCCCUUCAAGAUCCCACUCGGCGUCCUCGAGGAUGCAAAGGAAGAGUUUGAGCUCCUCGCAGCUCCAGAAAUCACUCUGCCCGACUACCUGAAGAUACUGCAGGAAACUGAGUAUGAGUUCAGCCUGGAGAACUGGGUUCUCACGGGCCUCCAGGGCGGCUAUCCAACCCUCGGUCCCCGCUCUCCCUGUGAGCUGACGGCGACCUGUCCUCCAUACUGGAUGAUGUUCAGCAGCCCUCAGGAGAGCAGGUUAGCCAGCCGCUGGAGCAGUGACUUCUGGGAACCCAACCCACGUCCCCGCAGCCGCAGCUUAAACGCGGACCACUACCGCGCAAUGAACGCUCGGGUCAAAUUCACCAUUUCUGACUCUGAAGACGAAGAAUUUACAGAAGAAGAUGGGGCCACUCUUGGCGAGGGUGAAGCGCAGCCCAAACGGAGUGAUUUUGCUUUGCCAAGGCAAGGACCAGGGUUGAAAGACUUGCACAGUUGUGGAUCAUCAAACUUCCUCAACUUGCCUUCACCUUGCGGCCUCUCCACACAGCGUCUGGGGAACUUCCGACAGUCUUCCCUCUGCGGGCCUUACUCAUCCCGAAGGAACUUCCAGAGGAGUCAGAGUUCUGCUGGCUGUACUAAUGCUUGUCCCGCAAAAAACACCAACUGCUUGCUAUCUGAAUGCAUCAACAGACCCGCUCUAAAGGCCCAGGGUUCAUCCUCCCCCUUGGCCCCAUCACGGCCACUCAAUUCCCACGCUGCCGUCCUGGACUCUUCGGUGGAGCUUCUCUCCGCUCUCAGCCCAGAAGAGAGGGAGCUGCUGGCGGCCGUGACCGAGCAGGGCUACCCCCUCCGUACGGCCAUCAUCGCCCUCCAGAAGACUGGCCAGCAAAGUCCAGAGCAGAUCUUGAGUUAUCUGGUGGCGUGCGAUCGGUUGUGUGAACUCGGCCAUGAUGAAAGUCAGGUUGAAGAAGCUCUCGAGAUGUUUCAAAACUGUGAGACCAAGGCUGAGGAGUUCCUUCACCUUCUUGCUCAGUUUAAUGAAAUGGGCUUCCAGCAGAACGCCAUUAAAGAGGUUCUUCUCGUGCAUGAGAACCACCGAGAGCGAGCCCUGGAGGAACUCAUGACCCGCGUGGCCUGAUCCAGUCGAUGAUAUGAUGAAGUGAAUUAUAGCUGUUCACAGAGCUCAUAUAGCUGUUGCUUAUUUAUCAUAUGAUGAACUGUGUUUAUUCGUUGCGCAUUCUAGAUGUGUUGAGGCCUUGGGGAGAAGCACAGUUUGACAAUCUGCACCAGAGAAUGACUCUGUAACAACACAUUGUUAUAGUGUUUUCCAUAGCAGUCAAACUUUUGCUUUAUUUAUAGAAAUGUUAAACAAACAUUCUUGGAAUUCAUCAAAUUAAUUGACUUUGUGAAAUGCAUUAGAAUUGUUAUGCAUUGUUAUAUGUAUGGAUGUGUGUUUAUAUAUAUAUACAUGCAUACAGUCAUCGUCAGAAUUAUUGCCACUCUUGAUAAAUAUAUUCAAAGAUGGCUGUAAAAAUAAAUCAAUAAAUCUGCAAAAUA